UUAGAAGGAGAGACUGAGGACGGUAAAACAUCAAAGGCAAAACCCAAUUUCCUUUGCAGAGACACAGUUCUGUUUCUGGCUUGGCUUGCUUGGCUCGGCUCGGCUCACCGCAGGACUCACUGGGUGCGUCUUCGUUCGUGGAUGGCUUUUUGGACUUUUCACUCGGCUUGUGUCUGACACAGCCACUCGGGGCGGCGCCUCCUAAAUGUCUAUGAUUGAAACCCCCGCCGUCCACCACCUCAGCGGGGGCGCCACCGAUCAUCACCGUCACUCGUCUAAACGCAAACUCGACGAAGAAGAUGACGGAGAUUUCUCGGACUUAGUCUGUGUGAGGAUGCGGAAAGAGGAGGCUGUGAAUUCAUGGUCGAGCUCCUCCGGCGCCUCUGGCACCGCCGGAAGCGGCUGCUCUGCUGUCGCGCAGAAGCCGCGAUCGCACAUCCAGUUCUUUGUGCGAAUGAUGUCAGCCGGAAACACUAUUGUGAUGCAGGCUUUCCCCGAAGACAGCGUGAAAUCGAUUCAUGAGCGUAUCCAAAGCAUGAAGGGAAUUCCGGUGUUUGAACAGAGAUUAAUUUAUCGGGGGAAGCAGCUUCAGUGGGAACAGACUCUCGCUGAAUGUUCCAUUCAAAACGACGCCAAUCUUCAACUCGUUGGUCGCAUGCGCAGUACUGAACACCCUCAGGCAUGGCAAAUUAUCAACGACAUGGUUUCCCUCGUGUAUCGACUUUGCUGUGGUGAGACUGUUCACGAUUCCUUGAAGACUAUCAAGGGGUUAAUCACCAGUUACUUGAACAUGACUCCGAGGAUUGACAACGAAUCUGCUUCUGGGUAUUUUCAGAUUUUCAUGUCUUCUUCUGCUCCUGACGUGCUUGUUAUGCUCUAUGUGUCCCCUUAUGCAGGUAACAAGGAUUGUGCUGAGUCUUCUGUUAGACACUUUUUGAGUUCUUGCCGAAAUACCUUGUCUAAGGCAUUGCAUGGGCAGUGUGCAUGUGUGGUCUUAGAGUUCUGUAAAUUGCUUAGGAGAGUUGGAACUAAUGACCCUUUGUAUCUCUAUUGCCGGAGUACCUUUGGGUCCUUGUUGGAAACUGCUGGGGUUUCCUACGCUGGUUCUGAUAAUGCUAAGGGGUUAGUUUUGAUUAAGGACAUUUUCCCCUUUGUUUUUGAGCUUGUUAAUUGCUUGUUGAUGGACUUGGACUCGAGUAUGGAAUCCCACAGAGCCGUGGGGCCUUUGUCUAAUGAUGUUGUGGAUUUUACUGCCUUCUUAGUGCCUUUGAGAACUGGAAUCAAGGAGCAACAAGCUGUCAAUGGUUCUAUGGCUCAAGACAAAAGUAAUAAGGAUCUCUUGCACGCCAAAGAGAUUGAAUAUCUUCACUGUUUGUACAUGCAGUUAUUGAACAAAAUCGACCAGUGCCUUCAAAAAAUGGACCAGAACUUGGCUGGCCAGGAAAUGAUGGAAGGGGAUAAUCCUUAUCCUGGGUGGUCUCAUUAUCUUUCCAUCUUGAAGGAGUUGUAUCAAAUUUCUAAGCUUUAUGAUGGUGCUGAAGAAAAGCUUUGGAGUGUUUUGAGGCGACAUAGAAAUGUGCUGUGUCUGUUGAUUGUUCGAUAUGCAAAGAGAACUGAUGAGCAUCAGUGGAUUCUGGAGCAUAGGUUUGUGACCAAUUUUGAGUCUAGAAGGCAUUUGGCCAUGAUGAUGUUCCCAGAGGUCAAAGAAGACUAUGAGGAGUUGCACGAGAUGCUUAUUGACAGGUCUCAGUUAUUGGCUGAGUCUUUUGAAUACAUAGCGCGUGCUGAGCCUGAAUCUCUACAUGCUGGUUUAUUUAUGGAAUUCAAAAAUGAGGAAGCUACUGGCCCAGGUGUACUAAGGGAGUGGUUUCUUCUGGUAUGCCAAGCAAUAUUCAAUCCACAAAAUGCACUUUUUGUGGCAUGCCCAACUGACAGAAGGAGAUUUUUCCCUAAUCCUGCAUCUAGGGUACAUCCUCUGCACCUUGAGUACUUCAGCUUUGCUGGUCGAGUAAUUGCAUUAGCUUUGAUGCAUAGGGUGCAAGUGGGUAUUGUUUUUGAUCGUGUGUUUUUCUUGCAAUUGGCGGGAAGCUAUAUUAUUGUUUUAGAGGAUAUCAGGAGCGCGGACCCUUGUCUGUAUACUAGCUGCAAGAAAAUAUUGGAUAUGGAUGCUGAUUUCAUUGAUUCAGAUGCAUUAGGACUGACAUUUGUUAGAGAGGUGGAGGAGUUAGGACAGAGGAAAGUGGUUGAGCUCUGCCCUGGGGGAAAAAACGUUGUAGUUAAUAGUAAGAACAGGGAUAAGUAUGUUGAACUUCUUAUACAGGAUCGCUUUGUAACAUCCAUAUCCGAGCAGGUAUCACAUUUUGCCAAAGGUUUUGCUGAUAUUCUUUCAAACUCCAAGCUCCAGCAGUACUUCUUCCAAAGUUUAGACCUUGAAGAUCUUGAUUGGAUGCUGCACGGGAGUGAAGACACCCUUUCUGUUGAGGAUUGGAAAGCACACACCGAGUAUAAUGGUUACAGUGAGACAGAUAUUCAGAUCUCUUGGUUUUGGGAGAUUGUUGGGAGUAUGACAGCUGAUCAAAGGAAGGUUCUUCUAUUCUUUUGGACAUCUGUAAAAUAUUUACCAGUUGAAGGUUUCCGUGGUUUGGCUUCACGACUCUACAUAUACAGAUCCCUUGAACCUGGUGAUCGCCUGCCUUCGUCUCACACAUGCUUUUUCCGGCUGUGUUUCCCGGCUUAUUCAUCUAUGGCUGUCAUGAAAGAACGUCUCGAACUCAUCACUCAAGAACACAUUGGGUGCAGUUUUGGUACUUGGUGAACAAAUACACCUUCAAUCUGGAUAAAAGUGGUUUUGACUGCACAUAGAUUGUCGUUGUACAGAUUAUAUGAGUGUUCCCAUCAGUUCUCUAAUUGGAUACUGUGACAUAUUUCACCAGUUCUCUAUUUUCCAAAGUAGUGGAGGGUUGCAGUGGCAUUGGUCUUUAUCAAAUGUUUAUAUGGAUAAAGUAUGAAAUAAAACAGGGUUUAAAGAAA
Molecule: messenger RNA, 3030 nt
Organism: Vigna angularis (adzuki bean)
Lineage: Eukaryota; Viridiplantae; Streptophyta; Magnoliopsida; Fabales; Fabaceae
Product: E3 ubiquitin-protein ligase UPL5
Exons: 3
Coding region: 206-2815 (869 amino acids)
Biological process (GO): protein polyubiquitination; proteasome-mediated ubiquitin-dependent protein catabolic process; positive regulation of protein catabolic process
Molecular function (GO): protein binding; ubiquitin-protein transferase activity
Source: RefSeq, a predicted model, not a curated record